Messenger RNA from Macrosteles quadrilineatus (aster leafhopper), 6682 nucleotides. RefSeq names its product choline/ethanolaminephosphotransferase 1 (gene bbc). Gene Ontology annotation, molecular function: ethanolaminephosphotransferase activity; diacylglycerol cholinephosphotransferase activity. The record is from RefSeq and is a predicted model, not a curated record. NCBI's taxonomy places the organism in Eukaryota, Metazoa, Arthropoda, Insecta, Hemiptera, Cicadellidae. Gene Ontology annotation, cellular component: endoplasmic reticulum membrane; Golgi apparatus. Gene Ontology annotation, biological process: phosphatidylethanolamine biosynthetic process. The coding region runs from base 194 to 1564 and encodes 456 amino acids. The transcript has 10 exons.
AGUGUUUCUGUUGCUUUGCUGUUCCGCUCAUCCGCUGUUUCAUCUCUCGUUCGUACAUCAGUACAAUCUGCAUCUCUACAAACUGUUGUUAAAUUGGAUUACUUUUACUUUUGCUGUGUAUGUUAAUAGUGUAGCAUGACAUUUCAUGUGAUUGUUAUAUUUUCUUAGAUUAUUUAACCAGGCCAAAUUAAUUAUGAUUUUCUUUAAAGAAAAAUUAUUAUCUGCAGCUCAGUUGAAGAGGCUAGGUGAACAUAAGUACAAGUAUGAUAGCUGCAGUCUCUUAGAUCCAUACCUUCAAGUUUAUUGGAAUUGGUUAGUUAGUAAAGUUCCGAUUUGGCUUGCUCCAAAUUUGAUAACAAUUUUAGGACUACUAGUGAAUAUUCUUACCACUCUACUUCUUGUUUGGUUCAGCCCUGAUGCAAAAUCAGAGGCACCAAGAUGGGCUUUUCUACUUUGUGCGUUAGGACUAUUCAUCUAUCAAAGUCUGGAUGCUAUCGAUGGCAAACAGGCCCGAAGAACAGAUUCUUCAUCCCCCUUGGGUGAACUUUUUGACCACGGCUGCGAUUCCAUAUCGACAGUGUUUGUUGCGUUGUCAGCAUGCAUAGCAGUACAGCUCGGUCACUGCCCAGCUUGGAUGUUCUUUCAGUGUUUCUGCGCAGUAACACUGUUUUAUUGUGCACACUGGCAGACAUAUGUUUCAGGUAUGUUAAGGUUCGGUCGCAUCGACGUGACCGAGGCUCAAUUCACCAUCAUGUUUAUCCAUCUGAUAUCAGCAGUUCUCGGUUCUGAGGCUUGGUCCAAUAAGGUGGGAUUUCUGGAUUUCAUAGAAAUCCGUUUUGGAGUUGUUUUAACGACAAUUGUUUGUGGAUCCAUAUCAUUUUACAAUAUCUUCAGAGUAAUAUUUACAGGGGGAGUGGGGAAAAAUGGAUCCACAGUUGCAAUGAGUUUCAUCAACUUGCAGUACAAUCAAAGUUUUGGAGCGAUUUUCUUUUUGGGAUACGGCAAAAAUUUCAUAGACUUUUGUCAGAGAUUCCAGGCCGGUGGGGCCGGUAAAAAUGGCUCGUCCGUUGCUGGGACCUCGGUGUUAUCACCAGUGAUUCCUCUGUCACUGGUCAUUGUGCCGGCCUUUAUCAUCUGGCGGAAGAGUGAGGAGAAUCUGUACGAAAACCAUCCUUGUCUGUACGUCCUGGCAUUUGGAUUGGUGGCAGCUAAAGUCACCAACAGGCUAGUGGUUGCCCAUAUGACAAAAAAUGAAAUGGAAUAUUUAGAUUCGUCAUUAUUUGGUCCAGCGAUGCUAUUCUUGAAUCAGUAUUUCAACUGCUUCAUUCCAGAGUACUAUGUUUUAUGGCUCUGUGUGAUCUGGGUGACGCUCGACCUGAUCCGCUACAGCGGGCAGGUGUGCAAAGAGAUCUGUGACUACUUACACAUAGAGCUGUUCAGAAUACCCGUCAAGGAGCACGCCACCGUACAUCACACGUCCAAAAACGUUGAUGAGGAACAUGUAAUUGAGAUCAGCGAAGAUAAAGUGCCUCUGCUAGAAUGUGAAGAUAUUGAUGAAGGAUGAUCCAGAGAGUUUGUAUUGAAAGGAAAAUGCAACAUUCGUAGAAGACUCUUGAAGAUGAUUCUUCCACGGAAUGGAAAAGAAUCGCAAUACUUACCUCGAAAGUGUUCCUCAUCCCAACCACCUGGCAGUUCAACUAGUUCAAUUUAAUUUAUGAAUAUUUACCUCAGUUAAAAAUAUGUAAAUAGGAACUUAGUGUUGUGUAACUAUAUUCUUAUCAAUGGAAAAUAAGUAUUAUCCUAAUACUGGUGUGUAGAUCAAAUAAGCUAUUUGGCUAAAAAGGCUCUUGAAAUGCAUUUAGAUUAACAUAGAAUAAUUAUGUGUCCAAUUCCAGCCAUGAAACUAUUUAUAAGUCAAUAUUGGAUAAAUUACAAGAAUACAGAGAAGUAAUGUAUGACAAAAUUGCUUAUGGGACGACUGUGCGCUUUCAGCUCUAGUAUGUUGUUCUGGAAAUAUACUUGUGACGAGCAAGGAAGAGCCUGAGCGUUGAGCACUGUGCAGAAAUUGCACAGGACACAGGGUCUUCCUCCACCGUGAGGGCAAGGGGGCGGUGUAGGAUUUUGACUAGACACCAGCGACUAGUGCUAGACACCAUUUAUGUAUGUAAGAUUGAAUGAUUCCUCUCUACAUUACUUCUCUGCGCAAGAAUUACAUAUAUAGUAUCAAAAUUGAAAUACAAAAAGCACAACAUUUAUUGAUAAAUUUUGAACUACUAAAUAAAUAUGGUAUUAGAUGGCCUUCUCAGACAUAGUUUAAUAACAGUUAUUAUACUUUAUAUCCUCAUGCAUCACAGUAGUCUGGCCAAGAUAAGUUAACCCUUAAAAGGGAAGCUGAACAACUUCCCCUUCCUUUCAAAGUCCACAAGAGCUGUUUCUUUUUUGUACACUCUGCCCAAUACGGGCAAACUCGACACGAGGUUCAACAUAGAACUGACUGAUGGGAUUCAAACCAUCAAUCUUCAGUCCUGCUCAGAGAAUUAUCUUAAACUCGGCCAUUGACCAGACACUAACAAUACAGUCUAGUUUGUGAUUAUUCAUUUAAGUUACCAUCCAAUAAUGGGUUCUUCUUAAUGUUGGUUGAUUUGAAACUAUUUGUUCAUUCCAAUAGUUCAUCAAUAUACUUGUUAAGUUGUAAUAUGUGGUUGUUUCUUCUAAUGAGAUUAUCCUGUGUGUUAAUACUCAUAAUAAACUGAAUUAUGUAGAGUAUUUGUUUCGCAAAUUGUAGGUUGUGUUGUGUUCUAAUGACACAAUAGUGUAGUGUCAGAGCUUAAAUAGGCUACUUGUUUGUAUUUUGUUGAGUUCUACAAAGUUUCCCAAAAGGGAAUUUGAUCCCCUUUUUUUAAUUGGCAUGGACAUUAAAAGUGCUUGCUUGCAUUUGUUGAUAAAAAAAAUUAUUUGUAGUCGAACUGAGGAAAUUGAAACAAUACAAGCAUUGGGAGAGCCAACAAUAAUUUAUUAAAGGAUUUACUAAUGUAAAACUUACCAACGUUACUUUGUGUUUGAAGAUAAUAUUAUCAGUUUAGUGUAAUAACUUAGAUAGAAUAGAUUAUUUUUACUCAAUUGUUUAGCUUCAAAUGAGUACAAAUGCAGGGCCGGUUCUAGGAAUUUUUCAGAGUUAAGCGAAUACCGAAUCAGCGCCACCUAGAAUCAGAGCCCCCCCAACCACACCCCCCCCCCCAUAAACGUAACUUAACACUAUUUGUGAAUUUUUUUCCCAAAAUGUUAGGAAGAACUUUUUAUAAGUGUAGGUUAGAAGAAUACUUGCAAUAAAAGACAUUAUUCAAAUAUUGCUUAUUAUUCACAGAAAUUUAACGUUUUUACUCAUCAUAUACACUUUAGCAAAACCCAAAGUUAACAGCUUAUUUCUAAAUGUGAAAUCAAUUUUUACAGGAUAACUUGGAUACGAUAUAAGUUUUUAUAAAGCCUAUUACAAUGAAAAACAGGUGUAGGUAGAUGACAAGAGAGGAAUUUUUAAUUGAAUACAUUAAACAUGUAGAAAACACGAAAACCCAAAUUUAAGUAUAACCUUGCCAAAAGAAUACAGAAUGUUCAAUUUGAACAGUUCAAAAGUUACGGUGUCGUAGGCUAACUGUUGUGUUUGUGUGAACAGCAAAUUUAAGGAUGAAGCUUAUAAGCUGCCUGAUAGUGGCGCCGCGCUGUACGCUGCCGAGCGUCAGCUCAUUACAAAUCGAAACUGCAAAUCAAUGCCUUGAGUCCUUGAGUUGAAGUGCUGGACAAGUAUACACAUUUUUCAGGUGCUGUUGGUACAAACGGAAUAAAUGCCUUUGGUGUGGUGUUUUGGAUACUUGAACUCUGAGUGAAAAAAACAAAAUUAAGUUGUUCACUUGUCAGUAAAGUUGUUUCCAAUUUUGUCUUCUAAAAAAAGAAAUUGUGUCCCGUUGGCGCCACUUUUUCGCGCGUAGUUCGCGUAUGGGUUAAACCGGCCCUGUACAAAUGAGUCCAAAAAUUGGGAAAUUACUCUCAAUGUAUCUUAAAUUAAACAUUUUUUAACCUCUUUGGAAUUUAAUUUAUAAAUAAAGUCAAUCACAAAACAAAAGCUUAAAAAAUAACCGUUUUAGUGAAUUUCCCAUAUAGCGAAUAAGCUAUUACAGUAUCGUAGGUCUCAUUGUAAGUCCUAGACCAGGGUCCAAUUUCCUUUUUAGUGUUGAUGUCCCCAAAGGCCAAAAACACCAUCCGUUCAAAUUCAUAUAUUAUAUACAGGGUGUCCCAGAACCUUCUACCAAAAUUUAGGGCAUUGUUUCUGAGUAAGAAACAUAUCUAAAUAUCAUAUUUAAAUUGUCCGGAUGUCCUUAGUCACUCACACAGCCGCCAUUUUGUUAUUUCACUUAUUAAUGCUUCCAGCAUGCUCUGCAACUUAACCUCCAGCGGUCACGUAUCACUAAAGCUGCAAGGUGUCAAUUGAUUUGUAAUAAAAUUGCCUUAAAAAAGUAAUUCUUGUAACAUUCUUGUAAAAUCAACAGUUUUCGAGUUAUUUAAGAAACAAAGUUUUAAAUGGCCACCAUUUUGUUUAAUGAAUAUGAAAAUUGUCAUAAUUUUUUGGUAGCUUUGUCUAGUAGUUUUAUACAUACUAAAAUGAUUUUGUCUUUAGUGCAUGAAAAAUAUUUAUGAGUUAUUUAGUCAGCUGGGGAAUAGAAAUGACAAUAGUUAUUAUGGCAUUAUAACCAUAUGGUACCAUAGUAAUUACGGUAUACAUGGUUACUAUGACAAAAAAAAUCUAAGAUUUUUAAAAUGCAUUUUUUCUGUAAAAAUAUACCUAACCAUUCUUGUAAUGGCUGAUUUGAAUUGGCAACUAAAUAAGUAAUGUUGAUCAAAUGUUUUGCUAACCCUGAAAAUGUGUUUACUCUUUUAAAAAGCCCCCAAAAAAUAUUUUAUAUCGUUUAUUUUGCUUUGUUCAUAUAAUGACCAUUCAAAAAAUAUUUUAUGGCUAUAUAUUUAUUUUGAUUUUAUGUUUUACUUGUGUACAAUUUUAUGCUAAAUAAGAAUCAAGCCCUCAAGUACAACAAAUAAUUUAUUUUAGUCAGUAUAUGUACACAAAACCCAAAACAUGUUUUUUGCAUGAAAUUAAAUGCAACGGUAUGGGACAACAAGGGGUCAACUAAUCAAAGUGGAAAGGGUUAUGUUUAUUUAAACAAAUUUGCAAACCAGCAUGAUCGGACUAUGGGAACGAUUUUUUUGGGGGUUUAUGGAGUAAAAAUUAGUUUUUCCCAUUUUUGACCCUCAAAACAUAAAAUUUGGCAAUUUCUUUCCAACCCAUUUUGUAGAUCUUAAAAAAAAUAAUAUUUGUAUAUUGAAGCGUUGUUGUAAGCCGGUUACAGAGAAAAUAAAAAAAUGUAAAUUUAAAAUUCCCAUGUUAUACUUAUGGGGAAUAAUUAAACUGUUUUAGUUUUCUUGUUUAUUGGUAUGUUUUGAUCGAACUUGGCCAAUUUGUUUAUUUAAUACUAAGCUAUGAACAUUUCAAUAAAAACACUAUUAAUUACCUUCCCUGUAGCACUAGUUAGUACCCAUUAAAAUUAAUUUUGCAUAAAAAGAAAAUAAAUCUAACAAUUUUAGGGGAAUAUUUGAGUAGUAGUCCAGCCAGGUAAAUGGAAAUUCGCUUAGUCUAUGGCAGGGGUAUUUUGACUUUGGUAUUAAUCACUACAGCAUGGUAAAAAAUUAUUUAAUCACAAAAAUAUAUUAAAAAAUAGUUAUCAUAAACUACCUGUAGCUCAUAAGCUAACCUACAUAACAACAAUAUGAUCACAAUGCCUUAAAAAUAAAUUAUCUCAGGAAUAAACUAUAUAAACAAUAGGCCUAGCAAUAAUAAAAAUGGUGAUGACAACUUACUUGCAAGUACAAUUGUUGGAAAUAUUUUCUGAAAUAAUGUUAAAUAUUUCAUUAGCAUUACUGGUAUAUUUCGUUCACAAAAUUUAGGUUGUUUUAGGGGAAGAAAAGGUGUUUUUUAACUUCAACCUACCUUGAAAACAAUUGGCUAUCAGCUGAGGCGAGGAGUAAAAAUAAAAAUAAUUUAUUCAACCGGCAACAUACAUUAAGCAAAGUAGAGGGGGUGGGACUUCCCCUCAAACCGUCUAAAUUUUGUGAACGGACUAUUAAUAUCUGCCAGACUAUUAUUACCGUACUUCAACAGUAGGCUAAGUAAGAUAAGAUUGCUUGGUGCGGGUUCUUUCUAGAAGGCCUAGAUUAAGUGUUCAACACGGAUUAAGUGUCCCAACACCAAACAGAUUUUAGCACUUGCCUAUAGUAAAACCACUACUUGAGGCCAAUUUUCAGCAUCGAAUAUUCAAAUAAUAGGUAUUAAAUAUAUGUUAUAAUAACACGUGAAAACUCUUUAACUAUUUUCACUUAACAAAUUUCUAAAACUGUAAUGCCUGUGAAUUCACAAAUAUUUUUUCAAAAGAUAAAAAUAACUACCUUAUAUUCAAAAACGAACCAAGGAGAAGGAUACAAGGGUGAUAAAGAUUUUGUAUUAACAAUUUUUUUUAACUCAAAAAUAUGUUGUGGAUACAGUUAUAAGCUUUCUUCGUAAAGUACUUGCCUUAAAAUAAGUUAAUUAGAUAGGAAAUUUUUGUAUUUUAUUAGUGUCUAAAUAAAUGUUACUGUCAAA